GGUGUACUUUUACUACAAGCACAGUGCUGACGUGGAGGCUUUACGGCGCUGUGUGGAUAUGAAAAUGAGACGCUAAACCACAAGGUCUGCCACACUUCCAGAUAAACUGUUGUGCACAUGACGACGUUUGUUUUGAGUUCCUCCUCACUCUCUCUGUGUGCUGGGGCGCUCCUCAACAUGGCAGCGCAAGGUGCUUCCUACUGGCUGCGACCCUGCAUGCUUCUGCUGCUCUGUCUAUCUGAAGCCCUGUCCGAAGAGAUAAACAGAAAUUACUACGACACUCUUCAUGUUGAGCCAACAGCAACGGACAGCGAGAUAAAAAAGUCUUUCCGAAAACUGGCCGUGAAGUACCACCCUGAUAAGAACAAGAGCGCAGAUGCUGAGAAGACCUUCAGGGAGAUUGCUGAAGCCUACACAGUCCUCUCAAACAAGGAGCAAAGGAGGGCGUAUGACCGUGUGGGCCACGGAGCUUUCCUGAAAAAUGAGGACCUAGUCAAGCCUGAGGAUGAGUAUCAGACAAGCUUCCACUUCAGCUUCUCAGACUUCUUCCACGACUUUGAUGACAGUCCCUUUGGUGGACAGUGGAGCUUUCACCAGGAAGAGGAUGAGGAGGAUGGUCGUUAUGAACGCUACAGUUUUGAGGGGCAGAGAUUUAGCUUUUAUUUUGGUGAUCCAGAUGAAUAUGAAGAAGAGUACUACUUCUAAAAGUUUUUUUUCCCCUGUACUUGGAAUGACCGUUACCUUUUUACAUGUUUUCUUUUAUCAAUAAUAAAGUACUCUGUCUAAAAUGCUCUCUCAGUAUCUAUUUCUUGUAUUCAUUAUGUAAAAAAAAA
Pelmatolapia mariae (spotted tilapia) is the source of this 833-nucleotide messenger RNA. RefSeq names its product dnaJ homolog subfamily B member 9-like. Gene Ontology annotation, cellular component: endoplasmic reticulum. The record is from RefSeq and is a predicted model, not a curated record. The coding region runs from base 118 to 705 and encodes 195 amino acids. The transcript is spliced from 2 exons. Lineage: Eukaryota; Metazoa; Chordata; Actinopteri; Cichliformes; Cichlidae. Gene Ontology annotation, molecular function: protein-folding chaperone binding; misfolded protein binding.